Molecule: messenger RNA, 1389 nt
Organism: Dichotomopilus funicola
Lineage: Eukaryota; Fungi; Ascomycota; Sordariomycetes; Sordariales; Chaetomiaceae
Product: glycoside hydrolase
Exons: 2
Coding region: 1-1389 (462 amino acids)
Biological process (GO): fungal-type cell wall (1->3)-beta-D-glucan biosynthetic process; fungal-type cell wall organization
Cellular component (GO): plasma membrane
Molecular function (GO): 1,3-beta-glucanosyltransferase activity
Source: RefSeq, a predicted model, not a curated record
AUGAAGACUGCCACUCUGUUGACCGCAUUGGCGGCCACUGCCGCGCACGCCAGCCCGACGUUGAACGUCAAGGCGAAGGCGCGCGCCACCGAGCUUGAGCCCAUCACCGUGAAGGGCAACGCCUUCUUCCGGGGCAAUGAACGUUUCUACGUCCGUGGUAUCGACUACCAGCCCGGCGGUGCGGCCGGCAACGUCGACCCCCUGGCCGACCCCAAGGUCUGCAAGCCGGAUAUUGUCAAGUUCAAGAAGCUCGGCGUCAACGUGAUCCGCGUGUACUCGACCGACAACUCCAAGGACCACGACGAGUGCAUGAACGCGCUGGCCGACGCCGGCAUCUACGUCGUGCUCGACGCCAACAACCCGCUCUACUCCAUCAACCGCGACAAGCCCCAGGGCACCUACAACACCCCCUACCUGCAGAGCGUGUUCGCCACCAUCGACGCCUUUGCCAGCUACACCAACACCAUGGCCUUCUUCUCCGGCAACGAGGUCAUCCACGACAAGACCAACACCACCCUGGCGGCCAAGUACGUCAAGGCCACCGAUCGCGACAUGCGCCGCUACAUCAAGGCCCGCAACUACCGCAAGAUCCUUGUCGGGUACUCGGCCGCCGAUGUGUCUACCAACCGCAUGCAGACUGCCCAGUACUUCAACUGCGGCUCUGACGAGGAGCGCAGCGAUUUCUUCGCCUUCAACGACUACUCCUGGUGCACCUCCGACUUUGUGACCUCGGGCUGGGACAAGAAGGUCAAGGACUUCACCGGCUACGGUCUCCCCCUGUUCCUGUCCGAGUACGGCUGCACCGCCAACAAGCGCGACUUUGGCGAGCUCAGCGCGCUCAUGUCCGACAAGAUGACCUCGGUCUACUCCGGCGGUCUCAUGUACGAGUACAGCCAGGAGCCCAACAAGUUCGGCAUCGUCGAGAUCGCGGGCGGCCAGGACAACGGCAGCCGCGACCAGACCGGUGCCCGCAAGGAGCUGGACGAGUUCGCCGCUUUGGCUGCCGCGCUCAAGAAGUACCCCGCCCCGACUGGUGAUGGUGGCUACACCAGCACCACCAAGUCUUCCGCCUGCCCCACCAAGGAUGCCAACUGGGCCCUCGACACCACUGAGCUUCCUGAGAUCCCGACUGGUGCUCUCAAGUUCUUUGACAACGGUGCCGGCAAGGGCCCCGGCCUGAACGGCCCCGGCUCGCAGUGGGCCACCGACCAGGCCUCCCCCAGCGACAGCCAGGGCGGCUCCGGCUCCGGUACCGGCACCGGUUCGGGCUCUGCCGAGUCCUCGUCUAGCGCGGCCAUGCGCGGGACCGUCCCUGCGUUCAACAUUGCGCCGCUGGCUGUGUCGGGCGUGGUGCUGCUUUUCACGAUGAUUGGUGCUGCGGCGUUGUAA